AUGGUAGCGAGAGGAGACCUUGGCGCGCAAAUUCCUUUAGAACAGGUUCCGUCUGAACAGCAAAGGAUAGUCCGAGUCUGCAGGCAACUGAACAAGCCCGUGAUUGUUGCAAGUCAGCUGCUUGAAUCCAUGAUAGAGUACCCCACGCCCACUAGGGCUGAGGUGGCGGAUAUCUCGGAGGCAGUUCGCCAGCGCUCGGAUGCUCUUAUGCUUUCUGGAGAGUCUGCGAUGGGUCAGUACCCGGAGAAAGCAUUGACCGUUUUGAGAAGUGUGAGCCUGAGGAUCGAGAAAUGGUGGAGGGAGGAGAAAAGGCACGAGGCCAUGGAGCUGCCGGGCAUAGCAUCUUCCUUUGCUGAUAGUAUUUCGGAAGAGAUAUGUAACUCUGCUGCUAAGAUGGCCAACAACUUGGAGGUGGAUGCUAUAUUCGUUUACACAAAGAGUGGUGACAUGGCAUCCCUCCUGUCACGCUGCCGACCCGACUGCCCGAUUUUUGCAUUUACAACGACCACGUCUGUACGUAGGCGCCUGAAUCUGCAGUGGGGCCUCAUACCUUUCCGUUUGAGCUUCUCGGAUGACAUGGAAAGCAAUCUCAACAAGACCUUUUCCCUGCUCAAGGCCCGGGGGAUGAUAAAAUCGGGAGACCUGGUUAUUUCGGUCUCUGACAUGUUGCAGUCCAUUCAAGUUACGAAUGUCCCUUGA
Striga hermonthica is the source of this 699-nucleotide messenger RNA. NCBI's taxonomy places the organism in Eukaryota, Viridiplantae, Streptophyta, Magnoliopsida, Lamiales, Orobanchaceae. The record is from the annotation of a GenBank genome assembly.